Molecule: messenger RNA, 3017 nt
Organism: Propithecus coquereli (Coquerel's sifaka)
Lineage: Eukaryota; Metazoa; Chordata; Mammalia; Primates; Indriidae
Gene: IKZF2
Product: IKAROS family zinc finger 2 (Helios)
Exons: 8
Coding region: 317-1675 (452 amino acids)
Biological process (GO): regulation of transcription by RNA polymerase II
Molecular function (GO): RNA polymerase II cis-regulatory region sequence-specific DNA binding; DNA-binding transcription factor activity
Source: RefSeq, a predicted model, not a curated record
AACCCUGCUCCUCGCUGAAGAUGGAGGAAGUAAAAACAGGAUUACCCUUAGCUACAGAUCCACUGCCUUAGUUUCCACCACCAACUGCAGUGCACAAACACACGUUAGGCACAGGAAAGAAAGAAAGAGAGAGGACACAUUAACAGUAAACACAAACAAAAGGGUGAUGGGAUUAUUUUACUGCAUGCACUGCUGAGCCCGACAUUGUCACCUCCUCUUUGAGGGGUUAGAAGAAGCUGAGAUCUCCCGACAGAGCUGGAAAUGGUGAUGAAUCUUUUUUAAUCAAAGGACAAUUUCUUUUCACUGCACUUUGACUAUGGAAACAGAGGCUAUUGAUGGCUAUAUAACAUGUGACAAUGAGCUUUCACCUGAAAGGGAGCACUCCAGUAUGGCAAUUGACCUCACUUCAAGCACACCCAAUGGACAGCAUGCCUCACCAAGUCACAUGACAAGCACAAAUUCAGUAAAGGUAGAAAUGCAGAGUGAUGAAGAGUGUGACAGGAAACCCCUGAGCCACGAAGACGAGAUCAGGGGCCAUGAUGAGGGUAGCAGCCUAGAAGAACCCCUAAUUGAGAGCAGCGAGGUGGCUGACAACAGGAAAGUCCAGGAGCUUCAAGGCGAGGGAGGAAUCCGGCUUCCGAAUGGUGAACGCCCCUUCCACUGUAACCAGUGUGGAGCUUCUUUUACUCAGAAGGGCAACCUUCUGAGACACAUAAAGUUACACUCUGGAGAGAAGCCGUUCAAAUGUCCUUUCUGUAGCUACGCCUGCAGAAGAAGGGACGCCCUCACAGGACACCUCAGGACCCAUUCUGUGGGUAAACCUCACAAGUGCAACUACUGUGGACGAAGUUACAAGCAGCGCAGUUCACUGGAGGAGCACAAGGAACGCUGCCACAACUAUCUCCAGAAUGUCAGCAUGGAGGCUGCUGGGCAGGUCAUGAGUCACCAUGGAGAAAAGCUCAUGCGAUUCAGCUACCCAGAUAUUCACUUUGAUAUGAACUUAACAUAUGAGAAGGAGGCUGAGCUGAUGCAGUCUCAUAUGAUGGACCAAGCCAUCAACAAUGCAAUCACCUACCUUGGAGCUGAGGCCCUUCACCCUCUGAUGCAGCACCCGCCAAGCACAAUCGCUGAGGUGGCCCCAGUUAUAAGCUCAGCUUAUUCUCAGGUCUAUCAUCCAAAUAGGAUAGAAAGACCCAUUAGCAGGGAAACCUCUGAUAGUCAUGAUAACAACAUGGAUGGCCCUAUCUCUCUUAUCAGACCAAAGAGUCGACCCCAGGAAAGAGAGGCCUCUCCCAGCAACAGCUGCCUGGAUUCUACUGACUCAGAAAGCAGCCAUGAUGACCACCAGUCCUACCAAGGAAACCCUGCCUUAAAUCCCAAGAGGAAACAAAGCCCAGCUUACAUGAAGGAGGAUGUCAAGGCUUUGGAUACUACCAAGGCUUCUAAGGGCUCUCUGAAGGACAUCUACAAGGUCUUCAAUGGAGAAGGAGAACAGAUUCGGGCCUUCAAGUGUGAGCACUGCCGAGUCCUUUUCCUAGACCAUGUCAUGUACACCAUUCACAUGGGUUGCCAUGGCUACCGGGACCCACUGGAAUGCAACAUCUGUGGCUAUAGAAGCCAAGACCGUUAUGAGUUUUCAUCACACAUUGUCCGAGGGGAGCACACAUUCCACUAGGCCUUUUCAUUCCAAAGGGGACCCCUAUGAAGUAAAGAACUGCACAUGAAGAAAUACUGCACUUACAAUCCCACCUUCCUUCAGAUGUUGACAUACCUUUUAUUUUUUUUAAAUAUUACUGUCGAUAAUUCUUAUUUUGUGGACGCAGUGUCAUUUGGUCUGCCUAAUAGGGAAGAAAUAGAAGAGAGAAGGGAUGGGGAUGGGGAUAUUGUUUCUUGAUCACUUGGCUUGUUUAUUUUGUGGGAAUUUAAGAGCAGUUCAUUUCUGCCACACGUAGAUAUAAGGCAUAUCAUGCUUUGAAAAAAAUCACCUGAUUCGUAUAGAUUCACCUAAGAGAUUCUAAUUUGUCACUGAUAUUCAGGAUUAUGAUUGAAAGCAGGAAAGUUUAGAGUUUUCGGGGUAGGACUUCAGCAGUUUAAAAUGGUAUAAGUAAUUUUACUCUUGAAAAAAGAAUUUGUUGCAAAAUGUAAACUGAUUUUUUUUGUUCUUUGGAGAUCAUGGAACACAAACACAUUGUUAUUUUUGGUGAUAACUCCUAGGAUGAGUUGAGUUGUUGUGGGUUCUAUGUUUACUUCCCCUAUGGAAUUUAUAAUUCAGUAUGUUUUACACUGUACCAUAUAGCAAAAGUUUUAAACUGCAGGUAGUUAAGGACCACCUACAAUACAUCUGAGGUCCUGUGAUAUUAUUUUUCUAAACUUAAGCACUGUUUUUCCAUAGUUUUGAUGACUGGCAUUUUAUAGACACCCUGGCAGCCUUACUUUUAACACCUUUAACAAAUAGUAUUUUUAUGCAGUUUUCAGAAUAACAUAUGGUCUAAGAGUGGAUAGGAGGCAGUCAAUUUCUGGGAGGGACUUCUACUUUUCAUAAAUUUGAGAGGUUUUUCUUUUAAAGUUUUAAAUGUGAUGGCAGCAUGGUAUACAUAUUUGUUUCUAAAAGUAUGCUUACGAUUGUCACUUUAAUCAGCAUUUAAUCAGUGUUAACCAGUCAGCAGAAAAAUAUAAUUAGGCUAACAGUAGGGAGAAAACCCACUUAUAAAAUCCUUUUCCUGGUAUUUCUCUUUUCACUGUUUUUUUUUUUUUUUUUUUCAAGCUGUGACCACCCAGUGUUCUCUCCACAGUUCAUUCAUCUUUUACUCUUCCAGUAGAAGGUCUUAAAAGUCUUGCUGUAGGCUAUUUCUUUCAAAAAUCUCCUCGGGGCAAUUGCUGAUUUGACCUGAAUGUGGUAACUUGAACCCUGUAAGGUUAUUGAACUCGGGCUAUUUAUUCUAGUAUUUCUUCAGUAAUAAUAUUUACUACUUUUGCUGAAAAGAAAAGGGAACUUCUUUGUAACCUGUACAUUGGAC